Molecule: messenger RNA, 3063 nt
Organism: Oncorhynchus keta (chum salmon)
Lineage: Eukaryota; Metazoa; Chordata; Actinopteri; Salmoniformes; Salmonidae
Product: putative gustatory receptor clone PTE01
Exons: 2
Coding region: 87-1022 (311 amino acids)
Biological process (GO): G protein-coupled receptor signaling pathway
Cellular component (GO): membrane
Molecular function (GO): G protein-coupled receptor activity; olfactory receptor activity
Source: RefSeq, a predicted model, not a curated record
GCUCCAACCUGGAGGCACCUACAUCUUCCCAAGAUUCAUGCUGUGCUGUUCGUGGAAGGUUUCCAGCACCCCUCUGGUGAGCUCUGAUGGAGAACGAAUCCUUCAGCGUCAGCUAUAAGUUAACUCUGGACCCAUUUUUUAUUCCACCUGGUGGAAAGUAUCCCAUCUUUUUCCUGGGCAUUGCUAUCUAUUCAUUUUGUGCGUUCUGCAACCUGACCUUACUGUCCGUCAUCGUCAUGCAAAGGAACCUUCACAAACCCAUGUAUUUUAUUCUCUUCAGCCUUCCUCUCAACGAUCUGAUAGGAAUCACUGCGAUGCUCCCAAAGGUGCUGUCAGACAUUGUGACUGAGACAAACACGGUCUUUUACCCCCUCUGUGUUAUUCAGGGGUUUCUGCUCCACAUGUACGGAGGCGCGGUUCUCUUUAUUCUUGCGGCUAUGGCCUUUGAUCGUUAUGUUGCCAUCUGCCAGCCGUUGAGGUACAGUACUAUAAUGACACCCAGGAAUGUGGCGGUCAUUAUUUUACUGGUUUGGGGUCUUGACCUCCUCUUGAUCCUACUGCUGUUCUCUCUGCAGAUAAAGCUUCCCCGGUGUAGAUCCUCCAUAAUGAAUGUGUUUUGUGAUAACCCCUCCCUUCUUAAACUCACCUGUGGUAAUACUACACUGAAUAAUGUCAUAGGACUGUUUAACACUGCAGUCAUGCAGGUUAUAAGUGUGUCCAUUCAGAUUUUUUCCUAUGUGAAGAUUCUGAUCACUUGCUUAGUUACAAGAAAGUCUGACGCUAAGAGUAAGGCUUUGAACACCUGUGUGGCACAGUUGGUCAUAUUCUUCAUAUUUGAGGUUGUAGGAACCUUCACAAUUUUAUCACACAGAUUCAAGAUUGUCUCAGCUGACUUGCAAAAGAUUAUGGGCAUGCUCAUCUUUCUAGUAUCUCCACUUAUGAAUCCAAUUGUAUACGGGCUGAAUGCAAGUGAAAUACGAAUCACCCUACUGAAAGUAUUUCUCAACAAAGUAUCAGUCUGAACCAAUUAUAAACAUGUUCUGAUGAUGGUGGUUUACAGUAACAAUUUAGCCAGAUGUGGGGCAGUGUAUUGUUUCUGCACAGAACACAUGAAACGAAUAGUUACGUAAUACUUCCUAUUGGUAGUUCAUCACUAUUUCUGUGCUUUGUAUUGGUAAGCAAUUCAAAUUAUAAACAUUGUGGUUCGAGCCCUGAAUGCUGAUAUACCAUGGCUGAAGGUUGUGUUAUAUCAAACCGUAUACCACGGGUAUGACAAAAUAUUUAUUCUUACUGCUCUGAUUACAUUGGUAACCAGUUUAUCAUAGCAACAAGGCACCUCGGGAGUUUGUGGUAUAAUUCCAAUCAAAUCAAAUGUUAUUGGUCACAUAAUGUUAUUGCAGGUGUAGCGAAAUGCAAUAUACCACGGCUAAGUGCUGUAUCCAGGCACUCCGCGUUGCGUCGUGUGUUAGAACCGUGAUAUAUUGGCCAUACACCACACCCCUUCUGGCCUUAUUGCUGAAGUAUACCAUAGCUUCAAAUCAUUCAUCAAACUAUCAUUUCAACCUCAUGGACUGGCAGUCCCUGAAUCCCUAAAAGUGACUGGUAGUUGAAAUUAGAGAUUGUGCUUUUAAGUUGUAUCCCUUUACCUUAUCUUUAUUUACAUCUCAAGGUUUCUUGGUAUUUUUUGUUUGUAUUUUAUUGUAUUUUUUUCAUCAUCAGAAAGCAUUUACAUAUGUUUCCAGAGGGAAACAUACAAAGUUAAACAUUAAGGUAAAAUAUGGGAGGGAACACUUGAAAAUAUAUGUUAAGGUCUAAUCUGUGAUUGGUACAUCCAUUUUUGGACAUUAAAAUUAAUUAACAAUACCCAUUGGUUCUUGAAGAAUACAGUAUAAUUAUAAAUGCCUCAUUAUCUUAGUUCAAGUGUAGUACCCACAUCAGGACCCAACAUAUACGCUUGUUUCACUCCAUUGUAAACAAACACUCAUGGUUAAAACUAUCAUUUUGAUAUCAUGGAUGGUCACUUCUUGCAUCUAUAGCUCUGUCUAUAAAUUUGAUAAAGAUUACAGUUAUCCAGACCAUUUUCUAGCUCAGUUGGUAAAGCAUGGUGUUUGUAACACCAGCAUAGUGGGUUUGAUUCCCGGGACAGUAUGACUAUAAGUGGCUUUGGAUAACAGCAUCUGCAAGUUGGCUGUUUACCAAAACAGUGGUGAGUUGUCACUUAGUUUGUCACAGUUUACUUCUGUUGAAGGAAAGGCGGACCAAAACGCAGCGUGGUUUGUGUUCAUCUUGAUAUUUAAUUAAAGAAAGAACUGAACACUGAAUACAAAAACAAUAAACAAAUAACGACCGGGAAGCUACAAAUGAGACCCGUGCUGACAAAAGCAACUAACAUAGACAAUCACCCACAAACAAACAGUGCAACCCAGGCUACCUAAGUAUGAUUCUCAAUCAGAGACAACUAAUGACCCCUGCCUCUGAUUGAGAACCAUACUAGGCCGAAACAUACAAAUCCCCAAAUCAUAGAAAAACAAACAUAGACUGCCCACCCAACUCACGCCCUGACCAUACUAAAUAAAUACAAAACAAAGGAAAUAAAGGUCACAACGUGACAUUGUUAUUGUUUGAGCUGCAGAUUGCCCUUAAAAGUAAAUAGUAUAAAUACUAUUUUUUGCCCUUGAUUUGUAUAGCACAAGGAGUAAUUUUGCUUGUAUUGUUCCCCAUAACAUUUUUAUUUAAUAUUUUAUUGUUUUCUAAAUGUACAAUUUAUUUUCUACUUUGGACUCAAUUCAAUCUGUAAAGCUGAAACAUAACAGAUUCUGCGAUAUAAAUGUAAAAGUACAUUUUCAAUACAGCCGUCACACUGUAUGCAGGCAGUGUUUACUGUGAAUGCUGUCUCCGCUAAAGAGAAAACACUUUCAUUUUCAAUCACACAGUAAAGCUGAACUUCACUGGUAUUGAUUGAAUAGAGCCCAUUGUAGUUUUGGGAAAUUUUAAAAGUGUUGUAGUUAAUAUGUGCUCAUGUGGUGAUUUUACAAUAAAGCCUUUUCAUAGGUCAUUACGGAA